GCUCCCCCUUUUUAUGCAGCUACUCCCCGGAAACAAAGGCGCGAACGGACCACCUUCACCCGGGCCCAGCUGGAUAUUCUGGAGGCGCUCUUCGCCAAGACUCGCUACCCCGACAUCUUCAUGCGCGAAGAGGUGGCCCUGAAAAUCAAUCUGCCUGAAUCCAGAGUACAGGUGUGGUUCAAGAAUCGCCGGGCCAAAUGCCGCCAGCAGCAACAGCAGAGCACGGGCCAGGCCAAGGCGCGCCCGGCCAAGAAGAAGACCUCUCCUGCCCGGGAGACCAGCUCAGAAACCAGCACCAAUGGUCAGUACAGCCCCCCGCCGACUGGCACAUCCGUUACGCCCAGCUCUAGUGCCAGCGCCACCGUCUCCAUCUGGAGCCCGGCCUCCAUCUCCCCGAUUCCAGACCCCCUGUCUGCCUCCACUACCCCCUGCAUGCAAAGAUCCACCGGCUACCCCAUGACCUAUACCCAGGCCCCCGGUUACACCCAGACCUACGCCGGAUCCACCUCCUACUUCAGUGGCCUCGACUGCAGCUCCUACCUGUCUCCCAUGCACCCGCAGCUGUCUGCCCCCGGAGCCGCGUUGAGCCCCAUCGCUACCCCCACCAUGGGUAGCCACCUGAGCCAGUCUCCGGCCUCCUUGUCCAGCCAGGGCUACGGCACAGCCGGGCUGGGUUUCGGCUCCGUGGAUUGCCUAGACUACAAAGACCAGACCUCCUCCUGGAAGCUCAACUUCAACACCACCGACUGCUUGGAUUACAAAGACCAGAGCUCGUGGAAAUUCCAAGUCUUGUGAAAGUCCAGGUUUGCUCCACUCGCUUCCCUUUGAAGAAGUUCCUCCUCCUGUCGCGUAGCACCUUGAGACAGCUUCCUCCUCCCACCCCUUGGGGUGUGACCCGCCCACCCACCCGUCCGCCCACCCAGCUUGCUUCUUCUCUCCUCCCCACUUGAUCUUCCAGACUCUUCCGGAAAGCGGAGAAGCCUUUGCGCCCUCCAGAUCAGCACCGAGGGGGUUUGGCUCGAUUGUCAAACGCAGAUUUUUGGCACCACUCAGUCUUUCUCCGCUGUUUUCGGAGACCCUCAUCUGACAACGGGUUGGGAACGGUGGAUCCACACGGACGCUAGGAACUCAAGACCAGCUUGGACAUGUAACUCCUUCAGAUACUUGACUUGAACUCGGUGACCGGUAGCCGAUCGCCUCCUCCCACCAAGUGGGCCGAAGUUCAAAAUCUUGGUCUGGGGGAGACCUGAACUCCAGGAUGUGUUUUACAAAACCAGCAUCAAAGCCCACCAGGUUGGGGUCUUCACUCGGCACGUUCUUGGGUACGGCAGAUUCCUCAGAAGAACCUGUUGAGAGACAGCUGCCCCAGAAGUCCUGUUUCCUCUUUUCCCCCUUUUCACGCUGCCUCUUCUGGGUCUUAAGAGAUAGCAGCGUCGGUCGCUUGGACGGGACUUUUUCACCACGGGGUGUGCUUCCCGAAUGUUGCCUUGCAGCCAUUUUGAGAGGCAAUAGUGAGGAGAGAAUGAGUGGAAGGAAGGGCGUCCAUUUUGAUUUUCCACUUCAGGCGCUGCAGUGUCUUGGUUUGACGCUGGGUGUAUUAUUUUCAAACCCAUCGUGAUUCUCUUUGGACUACACUCUUUAUACUCAGACGGUCUUUUAACGAAAACAGCUAUGGGCAGAUGGGAAGGGGCACACGGCCCUAUCUUGGGGAGCAGUUUGGACUAGUGAAGACAAUGAGGGCAGCUUCAGUUUUUCCACAGAACAAGCGACCCACUCCCAUUUUGACUGAAUGAAAAUAGCAGACGGUAAUCUUGUUCUCCGUGUUGUGUGAAAGCUUAUCUGAGGUCUAAGAUUUAAGUCCCCUAGUGCCUGAGAAGGCCAACAAGAUUUCCAGGGUAUAAGCUUUCAGACUAGCCCGAUCUUGUCAGAUCUCGGAAGCUACGUAGGGUUGGCCCUGGACAGUCCUUGGAUGGGAGACUAGCAAGGGUGACUCUGCAGAUACAGGCAAUGGCAAACCACCUCUGAAGGUCUCUUGCCCUGACUUGGAUGGC
This is a messenger RNA of Sphaerodactylus townsendi, 2051 nucleotides long. RefSeq names its product cone-rod homeobox (gene CRX). Gene Ontology annotation, cellular component: nucleus. The record is from RefSeq and is a predicted model, not a curated record. Gene Ontology annotation, molecular function: RNA polymerase II cis-regulatory region sequence-specific DNA binding; DNA-binding transcription factor activity, RNA polymerase II-specific. The transcript is spliced from 2 exons. The coding region runs from base 121 to 795 and encodes 224 amino acids. Lineage: Eukaryota; Metazoa; Chordata; Lepidosauria; Squamata; Sphaerodactylidae. Gene Ontology annotation, biological process: regulation of transcription by RNA polymerase II; multicellular organism development.